Messenger RNA from Rosa chinensis, 1867 nucleotides. Its product is annotated as serine carboxypeptidase-like 2. Lineage: Eukaryota; Viridiplantae; Streptophyta; Magnoliopsida; Rosales; Rosaceae. The transcript is spliced from 15 exons. Gene Ontology annotation, molecular function: serine-type carboxypeptidase activity; acyltransferase activity, transferring groups other than amino-acyl groups. Bases 145 to 1596 code for a protein of 483 amino acids. The record is from RefSeq and is a predicted model, not a curated record. Gene Ontology annotation, biological process: secondary metabolic process; proteolysis.
UUCUCUAAAUGGAAAUGCAGUUAUGUUCAAAGCCACCAAGAACAAAAGGCCACACUAGUAUAUCCACCACAUGGUAUACAUUACAGGUUUUCGUCCCCGGAUUAUUUUGCUCUCGCUCUCAGACAUUCCCAAUUCCCCAUCUAUAUGGGUUUAGUGUUACCGGAGUUGGCAGCCAGCAGUGGCAAGAUGAUGAAGUGGAUGUGCCUGAAUUUACUUCUUGUGCUGGUUCUCUCCGGUGCCGCAAUGUCGCAGAACAUCACUACUACUCUGCCUGGUUACCCUGGUACACUCCCAUUCAGUCUUGAAACUGGAUAUGUGGGUGUGGGAGAUUUGGAUGAAUUGCAGUUCUUUUACUACUUCAUCGAGUCACAGAGGAACCCUGUAAGGGACCCUCUCUUGCUUUGGCUUACCGGAGGCCCUGGUUGCUCUGGUUUCUCUGGCCUUGUCUAUGAAAUCGGUCCAUUAACUUUCGAUUAUGUAGCCUUCAAUGGUAGCUUUCCUACUUUCGUGGACAACCCAUUCUCAUGGACCCAAAUUGCCAGCAUCAUCUUCCUAGAUGCACCAGUUGGCACUGGUUUCUCCUACUCAACUACUCAGGAAGGUUACAAUAGCAGUGACACUGAAUCAGCAGAAGCCGUGUACCAAUUUCUCCGGAAGUGGUUGAUCAAACAUCCCAAGUUUAGAUACAAUCCACUCUACAUUGCUGGAGAUUCAUAUUCAGGCAUCAUUGUUCCUCAAGUCACUCUUAAAGUAUCAGAUGGUAAUCGUAAUGGGAUCAGGCCAUCCAUGAAGCUCCAGGGAUAUCUACUUGGAAAUCCUGUAACAGAGUUACAUAGCGAUGAGAAUUCAAGAAUAGAAUUUUACCACCGCGUCACACUAAUAUCCAGUGAACUUUAUGCGUCUAUCCGAGAAAGUUGCCAAGGGGAAUAUGUUAAUCCAAAUGUAAGCAGUUCAGAUUGCAUGGACGACAUUGGACUUGUUGCAGAGUGCACUAUACCAGUAGAUGAUGCAAACAUUCUGCAACCAAAAUGUUCCUGGGCAUCUCCAAAAUUAGCAGAUGGAUCAAUAAAACGAGGGUUGAAAUUUUUCGACGACAUCCCAGAUGAAAUCAUUCGAUCACCAACUAAACGACAAGAACAUUGGUGUCGUAAUGACAAUUAUGUGCUCUCUUAUAUAUGGGCGAAUGAUGCAACAGUCCAAGCAGCUCUCAGUAUUCGAAACGGUACCAUAACAGAUUGGAAGAGGUGCAAUAAGAGCUUGGCUUAUGACUCUAAUUUGUUGAGCGUGGUUGAGUACCAUCGAGAACUCAUAGGAAGAGGCUACCGAUCUUUGAUCUACAGCGGUGAUCAUGACGGGUUGAUUCCAUAUAUCGGUACACUAACGUGGAUCAGAUUUCUCAACUUGAGUACUGCCGAUGGAUGGAGACCGUGGUAUGUCAACGGAAAUGUUGCAGGAUUUACUGAGAAGUAUACAAAUGACGUGUCAGAUGGAUUGACCUUUGCAACUCUAAAGGGAGCGGGUCACACAGCUCCAGAAUACAUGCCUGAGCAAGCUCUUGAUAUGAUGGAUAGAUGGUUGGCUCACUAUCCUCUGUGAUUAUGAGAAAAAAAAUGUUGGCACCUGCUAGUUGAUUAAGUCAGCUGUUCGAGUAUUUUCCAUAUAUACGCAAGGUAGCAUUUUCAGGAUUUUAUAUGAAUCACACCCAUUUUUGUGAUGUAAUAUCUCCUCCAAUAAUAUUCUUGUUCAUGAUGUAUGGUUAUGAUCCUCUUCGCACGGAUUAGUCUCUGGGCUUAAGAAGCGUUUGAGGAUACAGUGUGAUUUCGAUAAAAAAAUUAAAAAAUGGGUAUGAUUAUGAACUUUUGUUUGA